Mercenaria mercenaria is the source of this 2868-nucleotide messenger RNA. RefSeq names its product cytochrome P450 4A24-like. The transcript is spliced from 12 exons. NCBI's taxonomy places the organism in Eukaryota, Metazoa, Mollusca, Bivalvia, Venerida, Veneridae. Bases 19 to 1533 code for a protein of 504 amino acids. The record is from RefSeq and is a predicted model, not a curated record. Gene Ontology annotation, molecular function: iron ion binding; monooxygenase activity; heme binding.
CUUUCAUCUGUUCAAAAAAUGGAGCUAAGCUGGAGUAUAUUUAUGUUUUAUUGUGCUGUCCUUUUCCUAGGAUACGUUUCAAUACAAGUUUUUAUUUUGCUUGUUGAUUACAACAGAAAAUGUCGGACACUUCGAAGACUGCCCCAGCCACCCUCACACUGGCUUUACGGACAUUCUCGAGAGAUUUUUGUUGAGUCCUCAAAAUCAUUUUUAGACAUUUCCACGCGUACAAUGGAAGAAAUGGACGCCAAAGUUUUCUUGCUAUGGAUGGGCCCGUUCCCUAUAGUCCAGGUGUGCCAUCCAGAGACCUUUAAACAGGUCAAUCAAAAGGUUUUAACAAAAGACAACAGUAUGUCUGGCCCAUAUCGUCUUCUUCUUGACUUUAUUGGUGAAGGACUACUAGGUAGCAAUGGUAAGAAGUGGGAAAGAAACCGGAAGUUACUCACACCAGCCUUCCAUUUCAAUAUUUUGUCAGGAUAUGUUUCCGUAAUGAAUAAAGCUGUAGAUACACUCACGGAAAAGCUCGAAACGGCCACUGUCGGAGGAAAGAGUGUAGACGUAUUUCCUUACGUUUGUCGGUCCGCUUUAGAUGUCUUAGUUACCUGUUCCCUAUCUUACGAAGGCCACUUUCAAGAUUACCAAAACUUAGACUACCUAAAUGCAGUUCAAAGAAUACUGGAAAUUGAGGUUCAACGCUACUCUCAACCAUGGCAGAUGUUAGACGUCCUAUUCUAUCUGUCUCCAGCAGGACGUGAACUGAAACGAUUAUGUAAAUCAUCCCGGAGUUUUACAGAACAUAUAAUCAAAGCCAGAAAAGCAGAACUGAAAAAUCAACCUGAAUUCGGAGAAAAGAGGCGUCUUGACUUUCUGGAUAUACUGCUCACUGCACGUGACGAACAAGGAAAUGGGCUGACGUUUGAGGAAAUACAUGACGAAGUUGAUACUUUUACAUUUGCAGGUCACGACACGACGGCAUGUACGAUCAGCUGGACAAUCUACGCAUUGGGACUUCAUCGUGAAGCUCAGGAACUGGUUUAUCAGGAUGUUUGUGCAGUGAUUGGUGACGACACAGAAUUUAAAACGGAACAUCUAGGAAAGUUUUCAUAUCUGACGCAGUUUGUGAAAGAAACCAUGAGAUUCUACAGCCCUGUACCAGUUUUAACAAGACGAAAUGAACAUCCUAUCGAAAUUGAUGGAUAUGAGAUUCCAACUGGGUGCAGUAUAAAUAUUCAGUCAUAUCUAAUACAUCACAACAAACAUGUAUGGACAGACCAUAAUGAGUUCAAACCCGAGCGGUUUAAUGCUGUAAACAGAGAUGGCAAUGAAAUCUACGGAUUUCUACCCUUCUCUGCAGGGUCUAGAAAUUGUAUCGGACAGGUUUUUGCAAUGAAUGAGGUGAAAAUAACGAUAGCAAAGCUAGUGAAAAAGUUUGAGGUUGUGAAAGACCCAGAUUACGAAACAGACAUCCGACCGGAAUUUGUGAUGCGGCCAUCAGACGGAAUAAAAGUUUUUCUGAAGAAAAGGUUUAACUAAAAUUAACAAUGAAAUAUACGGAAAACUUCAGCAAGAGAUACAGGCGUAAAACAAAUGUUCAUUUUUGCAAAAGUAUGAUGUCCUACGAUAGACCUAAAUGUACGGAUUUGGCUGUGUUAAUGAUAGUGUACAUUCUAACAAUGGCUUUUAAAUACACACACUAUUCAUGAAUCCAUGUCGGGAAUAUUUUGAUGAUUUUUAUUCAUUAUGAAAAAAUAUUAUGUAUUAACUUUUUGCAUUGUACUAACCAGGAUGCUCUUUUUUCUGUCAGGGCGCUUUUCUGCUGUGAAGACUUUAGUGUAUGUAUAGGGUUCAGCCUUUCCUCUUCAUUAAUGAUAAUCAUAAUGACGACGUUUUUAUGACGUCAACUAUUUGCAAAGCGGUUCCAUGUUAUAAACGACCAGUUUCGUAUGUUUACUUAUAAAGUGUACCAAAGCUUAAGACUUCAAUGAGAGUAUGAAUAUAUGUCCUCUAGGUUUUUAACAUACUCUUUGCAUAGUAUACAGUUACAUGUUGUUGACAAAUUAAUGAGCUUUAUAAGCAUUAGACAUUACAUAAAGGCUUUGGGCUUUCAACUUAACUGGCAGCUUGCACAAGAAGACUCAAAUAAAAUAGAAAAAAAAAACAUGAUCAUGAUGGAUAGAGACAUAGAAGUGGAAACUGUUUUAUGGUUAAUGUGAGCAUUACGCUUCUUUGCAAAUCGUCAAAAGCAACGCAACAAAUACUGAUAUUGUUUUUCAACCUUGCAGUAAUUGUAAUUUUAUGUGGAUGUAGUUACGUUAAGCCGGUCUCGAUAAUAAGCCAUCAGAUCCUUAGUUUAUUAAAUCCGCGGCUUAAUUUCGGGAUUUCAGGGUAUAUCAGUACGCAAUUAUAGAUCUCAAAACCGUUCUUGGACCUGGCCAUUAUAGGUGUAGUCCCAUUGUCUAAUAUAAGAGUCAUGGUAUGAUAACCUAUGUCUAUAAAGAAGGCUGAAAUCCUUGGACCCUGAUAUUUCCUCAUUGAUUUGAUGUUGUAAGCAACUGGUAGGGCGAGAUGCAACAUCUUGCUUAUCGCGUGGAUGGAUGCUGCAAUAAGAAAAUAAAAGAAAAGCAAAUUACAGGGAAGAGAUCACAGAUAGUAACAGCGCAUGUAUUUGAUUUUAUAUGCAAAGUAAUUGAUGAAGCAUAUUAUAUGUGAAACUUGACAAUGGUAUUCAACAUUCAGGGUGAAAAAUAUAUUUGACGAGAAAUACAAUGUACGAACAAAAUAUGUUCCCUUAUGGAUAAUGGAAUGUUUUUGUCAGUGAUGGAAACUUUAUUUAUAAUUCUUUAACAUUUUGAAAAGAAAAUAUAUCAG